Beta vulgaris subsp. vulgaris (sugar beet) is the source of this 1099-nucleotide messenger RNA. Its product is annotated as 16 kDa phloem protein 1. The transcript is spliced from 5 exons. NCBI's taxonomy places the organism in Eukaryota, Viridiplantae, Streptophyta, Magnoliopsida, Caryophyllales, Amaranthaceae. The record is from RefSeq and is a predicted model, not a curated record. The coding region runs from base 279 to 752 and encodes 157 amino acids.
AAACAUUGACCUAGUCUUCUUCGUCGUAAUAUUAUCACGUACCUAAAAUUACGACUCAGCCUCAUAUAUUGCAGCUUAUAUAUAUCUCUCUCUUCACAAACCCUGAUUAAAAUCCAUAACUUGUUUAGAAUUUCAAAGAAAAACUUCCCUCAAAAAAUCAACAAAGAAAAUUCGCAGGAAAACUUCCCUAAAAGAAAAAGAAAGAAAUCGCAGAAAAAAGAACAAAAAAAAAAAAACAAGAUUUUUUUUUCAGGGAUAAGAAGAAAAGUUAGAAAAAAAUGACAGCAGGAUUACUUGAAGUAUUAGUUGUAUCAGCUUGUGGGCUUCCAAAACUUGAUUUUUUGACAGACAAAAUAGAUCCCUAUGUUUUGGUUAAUUACAAAGGCCAAGAGAGAAAGACUCGUAUUGCAAGAGGACAAGGAGGUAACCCAGAAUGGAACCAGAAAUUCACAUUCAGGGCGGAGUACCCAGGCUCAGGGAGUGACUACAACAUCAAUCUCAAGAUCAUGGACCAUGAUACCUUUUCUUCUGAUGAUUUCAUUGGUGAAACUAUGAUUCAUGUGGAGGAUCUACUGGCUUUAGGAAUGGAUAAUGGUUCUUAUGAAAUGAAUUCUACCAAGUUUAGAGUGAUUGGCAGUGACCAAAAAUACCGUGGUGAGAUCAAAGUUGGCGUCAAAUUUACCAAGACAUCAAAUGACGAUGAUGAUGAAGAGGAGAUUGGAGGAUGGAAGGAUAGUUACGGUGAUGAGUAACUAGCUUCCUUCAUUCAUCAGUUAUUGAUGAAUUAUUUGGAUGAUGUUAAUCUCAUUUAUUUAUUCAUUUGUAUAUAUAUAACUUAAGUGUGUAUAAUUUUUGGCUAGUCUUUACAUUUUGGUCUUAUAAUUGAAGCUCAAUUAGCUUCUUGGUGUGUUAUUGAGUUCUCCUCAUAUGAUUUGAGAUAGAAUUUAGAGUUUAGUAGUGAAUUGUACUUUAGUCAAUCUAAGUAUGUAGAGUUUUGAUUCAAUUGAUUUUUUAAGCUUAAAAAGGCUAGAAUUUCCAACAUAAUGGAGUGAUUAAUCUUGUUGGAAUUAUCCAAUUGUACAAGUUUUUUUUUCUUCCA